AUGUCCCUCAAAACCACCCUCACCACCCUCCUCGCCCUAGCCCUCACCAGCAGCGCCCUCGCCGCCCCCCCAGACCUCACCAAGCGCGCCUCCGAAACAAUCUACCUCUCCAACUGCGUCACCACCGGCGCCGCCUACAGCAAAAGCGGCAUGUUCUACUACUCCGCCAGCGAGGACUCGCAGAACGGGGCGUCGCCGUCCAGCGGCAACUACGCGACCGUCAACGACGGCAGUCUCGUCGGGUGGGAGGGCGCGACUGUGUCGGGCACGUUCGGCUCCGGCGUGACUUUUACGUCGAAGAUUGAGGGGGGUGCUCAUGCGGCUUAUUCGUACUCUGGGAGUGGGUCGAAUGGGUAUAGGAAUUUUGCGUGCUAUCGGGAUAAUGAGAGGUUGUUGUUUACGGGGUCGGAGAAGUGGGGCAAGUGUUAUAGUGUUUAUUAUUGUUUGUGA
Molecule: messenger RNA, 450 nt
Organism: Aspergillus campestris IBT 28561
Lineage: Eukaryota; Fungi; Ascomycota; Eurotiomycetes; Eurotiales; Aspergillaceae
Exons: 1
Coding region: 1-450 (149 amino acids)
Source: RefSeq, a predicted model, not a curated record